Molecule: messenger RNA, 705 nt
Organism: Drosophila willistoni
Lineage: Eukaryota; Metazoa; Arthropoda; Insecta; Diptera; Drosophilidae
Gene: mtSSB
Product: single-stranded DNA-binding protein, mitochondrial
Exons: 4
Coding region: 80-523 (147 amino acids)
Biological process (GO): positive regulation of helicase activity; mitochondrial DNA replication
Cellular component (GO): mitochondrial nucleoid
Molecular function (GO): single-stranded DNA binding
Source: RefSeq, a predicted model, not a curated record
ACUUAUUCUUCAGCAGCCCUGGCUUAGGUAACUUUAUGUUCUUUAAGUUUUCUUCAAUAUUUUUGUAAAAUUAACAACAAUGCAACAACAAAAACGACUUCUGCCACUUAUGUUAAAUGCGUUGCGCCAAUUGCCGGCACGAGGAGCCGCCACAGCAACAACAACUGCAGCUCCCGCCAAAAUUGAAAAAACUGUGAAUAAUGUAACCAUAUUGGGUCGAGUGGGAGCAGAUCCCCAAUUGCGAGGAUCCCAAGAGCAUCCGGUGGUUACCUUCUCUGUGGCCACCCACACCAACUACAAAUACGAAAACGGCGACUGGGCCCAGCGUACAGAUUGGCAUCGUGUGGUAGUUUUCAAGCCCAAUUUGCGGGACACAGUUCUUGAGUAUCUGAAGAAGGGACAACGCACAAUGGUCCAAGGCAAAAUUUCCUAUGGCGAGAUUACAGAUCAGCAGGGAAAUCAAAAGACCAGUACCAGCAUUAUAGCCGAUGAUGUGCUCUUCUUCCGUGAUGCCAACAACUAGGAUUAGGAUACAAAGAUUAAUUACAGACAACCAAAACAUAACCCUUAAAUAUUUUCAUAAGUAUAAAGUUACAUCAAGCAAGUUACAAGUAUGAAACAUGCAUUUACAUUUGUUUGUAUAAUAAUUUCUCAUUACAAUAUUUUUGUUACAUCGAAAAGUAUACGAAAUUAUUUCUUAAAUAA